This is a messenger RNA of Galleria mellonella (greater wax moth), 9727 nucleotides long. It is a transcript of the gene hppy, whose product is annotated as mitogen-activated protein kinase kinase kinase kinase 5. Gene Ontology annotation, biological process: protein phosphorylation. The transcript has 23 exons. Bases 153 to 3755 code for a protein of 1200 amino acids. Gene Ontology annotation, molecular function: MAP kinase kinase kinase kinase activity; ATP binding. The record is from RefSeq and is a predicted model, not a curated record. NCBI's taxonomy places the organism in Eukaryota, Metazoa, Arthropoda, Insecta, Lepidoptera, Pyralidae.
CUGAGAAUGGCACUGUGGCAGACGUCAGUGAGAAAUGUUGGAUAUUGUGUUAGAAAAAAAUAUAAUUAAUUUGUCAACCUUUUGUGUUAUUAAUUAUGUGAAUAAUGAGAUUAAAGUGUAAAUAAAUGUUAGAAUAGUGUAUAAUAGUGAUUAUGGCGCAUAGUGGUGGUGUUUUAAGUUCGGAUAUUUCGCGUCGGAAUCCACAAGAUGAAUAUGAACUUAUUCAGAGGAUUGGUUCGGGCACAUACGGCGAUGUCUAUAAGGCAAAGAGGCUCAACGGCAACGGUGAGCUUGCUGCCAUCAAGGUGAUAAAGCUGGAGCCGGGUGAUGACUUCGCCAUCAUCCAGCAGGAGAUCCUGAUGAUGAAAGACUGCCGGCACCCGAACAUAGUGGCGUACUACGGCUCCUACCUCAGGAGGGACAAGUUAUGGAUCUCGAUGGAGUACUGUGGCGGUGGUAGUCUGCAGGACAUAUACCACGUGACGGGUCCUCUGGCAGAGAUCCAAAUAGCUUACAUGUGCCGAGAAACACUAACUGGGCUGUCAUACCUCCACAGUAUGGGGAAAAUGCACAGGGACAUAAAAGGCGCGAACAUCCUCCUAACAGAAUGUGGUGACGUGAAGUUGGCCGACUUCGGCGUGUCAGCGCAGAUCACGGCCACCAUCAAUAAGAGGAAGUCGUUUAUUGGCACGCCCUACUGGAUGGCGCCGGAGGUGGCAGCUGUGGAGAGGAAGGGCGGUUACAAUCAGCUAUGUGACAUAUGGGCUUGUGGCAUCACAGCUAUAGAGCUCGCUGAACUGCAACCGCCCAUGUUCGAGCUCCACCCCAUGAGGGUGCUGUUCCUCAUGUCCAAGUCGGGGUUCAAACCGCCCCAGCUGAAAGAGCGCGAACGCUGGUCGCAGCUGUUCCACUCGUUUCUCAAGCUCUCCCUUACCAAGAACCCCAAGAAGAGGCCCACCGCUGAUAAAUUGCUGCAGCACGCGUUCUUCCAACAAGACAUGAGCAAGCGGUUAGCGAUCGAGCUGCUUCACAAGUAUUCCAACCCACCUAGUCACAGUGUCAGCCAGGAGGACGACGACGGGGCGGAGAGUACAGUGCCGCAGCGGAUCGCGUCGCGGCACACGGGGCGUGCGCGGCGCGUGGUGUGCGAGGCGCCGGCGCCGCGGCCGCGCAGCCUGCAGCCGCCCGCCGCGCCCGCAGCCACCGCAGCCACCGCAGCCACCGCAGCCACCGCAGCCACCGCAGCCACCGCAGCCACCGCAGCCACCGCAGCCACCGCAGCCACCGCAGCCACCGCAGCCACCGCAGCCACCGCAGCGCCGCCCGCCGAGCGAGGUGUAUGUCGCCGUCGGUCAGGUGUGUACGACGACUCGCCCAUCAUCGACCUGGACGCAGACGAUGACUUGGUCCCUGACCGCUGCGACGGGGAUACACUGCGCAGGACCGGUUACCACAGACAGACGAGCGAAGACUGGAGCGUAGCCUCUCUCAUGAGUUGUCCGAAACACAAUCCCCUAUCACAAGACCUAUCCACCGACACCAUGCCCUCGAGCGAAAACAAGUGGUGUCGGGUGAUCACGGGUGAUGAUAUUAUGAGAAUGACUCUGAGGAGCCUCUUGCAAUAUAUUGACGAAGAAUUAAUGCUCAGGGCAACACUGCCGUUAACCGCCGACACGGCAGCAAUGGCGAGCGCGAACUCCGGCCUCUCCGUACACGACCAACAUUUAUCGCAGUGUAUGCAAUUAAAGCAGAACUAUCUAAAUAAUUCCACCACAAAUAUCUACCAGAGUCUAGCGUCGAACUUUCAGAGUCCAAUCGGCGCAUCCAGAGUCUCAAUCGACGAUCCUCUGUGUAGGAAAAUGGGCGAGACGGACAUUAUGUAUGUAGAUCAAUCGAACGAUGUGAUAGUAGAAUCGCCACAGAUUAGAAACGCCAAUUGCGAGUGUGGCCUAUGCCCGAAACCGGAGAUAAGGGACGACAACACACUGAGCGAUCUGCAGAGAUCAGUGAAAAAAUGCUCAUGCGAUGCGUGCAACUCGAACGGGGAUAUACUGAACUACUAUAGGAAUUGUCCGAACCAGAACGUGGACUCCGGCAUCGUUUACUGUGACAAUUGUAAAAAACAAAAGAUAUCCGUGUCGAAUUUUAGAGCGUUGCAAAUAGCUAAUCGAUUGAGGAUAGCCGACGAUUCUAAAUUGGAAAACGGAACGUCCGAUGACGAUUUGUGCAGGAAAAUUGACAUGAGUCUAAAUAUGGCGGAUAAGGCGUACGAGCACAGGAAAAGGCAUAAUCGGCAUAACUCCGAUUCGAUUACGGCCGGCAUCGAUUUGAAUCAGUUUUGCCAGUGCGAAUUAGACGCUGCGAAACGAAAGACGAAUUCUGUCGACGAAAUAUUUAAUAUGGUCGACGAAAAUGGCAGGGAGAAGGAGCUGACCGAUGAAGAGAUCAGAGUUAGCCAACGGCAAAGGAGUUUGUCGGACAGCCAAAGGGAUAAAGCGAAGGUGGAUAGUAAAGUGUCCGGCAGCACGGCGUCCCCGGCACCGGCCGCACCCUCCGUGCCGCCGGUGCCCCCGCGGCGCUCGCGGCCGCGCCGGACGCACACGCCCCCGCGGCCCGCGCCCAACGGCCUGCCGCCCACGCCUAAAGUCCACAUGGGGGCCUGCUUCUCCAAGGUGUUCAACGGAUGCCCACUCAGGAUAAACUGCACAGCGUCAUGGAUCCAUCCGGAUACGAGGGAUCAGCAUAUACUUAUAGGUGCGGAGGAGGGUAUCUACACGUUAAAUUUGAACGAGCUGCACGAAACCGCGAUGGACCAGCUGUGUCCGCGGCGGACCAUAUGGAUGCACGUCAUCAAAGAUGUGCUCAUGUCCCUCUCAGGCAAAACCCCAUCGUUGUACCGGCACGAGUUGCUGGCGCUGAUUGGCAGCGCUCGAGGUGGAAAAUCGUUGAGGGUGCUUCCGCCACGGCUCCUGCCUCGCAGGUUCGCGCUCACCACUAGGGUACCUGACACCAGAGGCUGCAUCCGCUGUGCGGUCGCCCGGAACCCGUACAACGGUUACAAGUACCUGUGCGGCGCGACGCCGGCUGGACUCUUUUUGAUGCAGUGGUACGAUCCGCUGCGAAAAUUCAUGCUGCUCAAGAACAUCGAGUGUUCGCUGCCGUCUCCGCUGCUGGUGUUCGAGCUGAUCAUCACGCCGGAGCUGGAGUACCCGCUGCUGUGCGUGGGCGUCAACAACAAGCCGCUCAGGCUGAACUUGCUCAACAUCAACUCGGGCGCGACGUGGUUUCAUUCUGAUGAGCUGGAGCUAUCGACCUCUGGCGGCAGCAGUGUUGGCAACGAAAGGUUACACACGCUUCGCGCCGUCCACCAGCUCAACAAGGAUGCGGUGCUGGUAUGCCACGAGAAUGUGGUGGACAUAAUCCCAGCGCUACCGCCCAGCCUGGAGGCGCGCUGGCGGCACGACGACGACAAGCGGCGGCACAAGCUGCUCUCCAGGAUACAGUUCGACUUCAACAUCGACAGCAUACUGUGCCUGGCGGACUCGGUGCUGGCGUUCCACCGGCACGGCGUGCAGGGCCGCUCGCUGCGCAGCGCCGCCGUCACGCAGGAGAUCGCCGACCGCUCGCGAGCCUACCGCCUGCUGGGCAGCGACAAAGUGGUUGUCUUGGAAUCUCAUAUUUUACAAAACAACACACUAUCCGGCGACGAUGGCAACGAUCUCUAUAUUUUGGCGGGACACGAAGCCUCCUACUAAGGUGACCAUACCACGCCAGAACUGCGGACUUAAUCAUCCAUCCGUUACGAAUAGGAUGGACGCGCGCAAUGUAUGGCCACGGUGACCAUGCGUUGUGAAUAAUGGAGAUUUCUUUUUAUAAAUAGUGAUAGUGUGACAACACAUUACGCUUAAAAAAAAUGACAUUUAAUGUAAUUGCGUAUUUAAUGAAUUAUGCAUUAAUCAAAAGCAAUAUUUUAAUAAAUCAGUUAUAAUUCCAUAUAAUGUAAAUAUAAAUUAAUUCGGUAGCAAUAGACGGAUGAUAAGAAUUAGGUAUUUGAUUUUUUUUUUUAUGACAAAUCCACAGGCCGAUUAUGUCUUUCAAUUGGUUUUCGGUAAAUAAUUGGCGUCAAUUUUGAUUUUCGACAAGUUUUGUUUUACUUAACCGCGAUUGAUGAGGGAUCAGCAAUAAACGUCGUUGCUGCCUCUGCAGAGCAAUUACGAAACUAAAAUUACUAUGAUGUUUUAUUGUUAGUAAAUUGCUAAUGGCGCUGUUCGUCGAGAAAAGUGCAUCUAGCAAUCGGAAGCAAUCUAUAGCGAAGUGAUUGCUAAUUAUUAAUUUAUAGGUCAGUCUGCCGGAUUGGCAAGCGCGAACUGCCUCUAUACGUUGCUUUAAACUCGACACAAAACGCGUACCUUAAUCCAUAGUUAACUUAUAACUUUGAUUUUAUUCCUCGAAAUCUAUCCUAAUAUCCGGGAGAUUCCCAGAAUAAUCAACAUACCAGAUUAGGCAUGCUUCGACAUUUAUAUAUUGGUUUUCUCUCAACAUUGAUAGCGCUAAAAGGUCAUCUGAUGACCUUUGGUGACACCAAUUUCGAUACGCCCAUAUCGGUCAGAUAUCUGUAUUAAUUUCAAUCGGGUGCUAAAUUAUAUUUUAUAUAUUGGAUAACAUAUAUUUAUUGAUUUUUUUAUUUAUCCAAUAUACAGAUAUUGUAAGUCCAAUAUAUAUGUAUAUUAAAGGAAAAAUGGUUAAAAAAAUAAAUUUGACAGCUAUGAUUUUUUUUUUCUUCAAUAGACAAUAAAAAGGUAUCCAGACACGAUCAACUUAAAAUUAACUUGUUCUUUUAUAUAAUUUUUGGACAUUCAAUGUUAUGAUAAGAAUUUCCACCAUUAUGCAAAGAAGGGUUAACCAUCUCCAGGUUUAACCAGAUUCUCCAUAAUAGUUCAUCAGAUCUCCAUCGCUAAAUUGAUUAAAUUUACAUUCAUCAUCAUAUCUGCUUUAAAUGGUUCACUGCUGAACAUAAGCCUCCCUUCAGGGGGUCGGUGGGUUGCUAGUUGUUUGUGGGUAUUUUAAGAGGGAUGCUUGCCUAAUUACUGGUACAAAGGAAUAACACCUGAGUCCUCAGGAAUGGCAACGCAUGGGGGGUAUCAUGGGCUAAACAGUAUACUCUGUUAUGUCCAUGGUACUGUUAAUGUCUGUAGGCCACGGUUACCACUUUCCAUCAGGUGGGCCGUCAGCUUGUUUGCCAUUCUAAGUAGUAUAAAAGAAACAAUACUGUACCUCUCGCCAUAUAGCUGCAGUUCACUCUCAUUUCUUGAGUGCAUGGCACACUUACUAUCCGUGCGUCCCGUUCAUUUUUACCUCGUUCUAGGUUGUGGAAUGAGCUUCCGUCUUCAGUUUUCCUUUUACAAUACAAUAUGGGGUAUUUAAAUAAACGUGCCUACAGAUAUUUAAAGGCCAGCAACUCCUCUCGUGUUGCAGGUGUUCAUAGGCAACGGUAGCUGCUUUCCAUCAGGUGGACCGUCUGCUCGUUUGCCUCCCUAACAAUGUGAAAAAGAAAGAAUUAAUCCGCUAGGUGGCGGUAGAGAGCAGACCAAUGUUCAAAGGGUCAGUUAAAUAGUUACAUAUGAUAUUUCACUAAACACCUUCAAUGUGGUAGCAUUCAUUAAAAUCUUAUAGCUUAUUGAAAUGUAAAUACCCCAUGUGACCACUAGAAAGGGUAGUGAUACCACAUUAGUUCCUACGUUAGUUCACUUGUUGGCCAGUAUUUCGUAAAUUUUAAACAGAAUUGUGAUAUUAGACACAUACACCAUCAAAGUUAUGUUAUUUUUUUUUAUGAUUAUGACCCAUGCAUUUUUUUUUUUUAUAAAAAUAUGUGCAUUUUACAAGGGAAUUGCCUCCCUCCUCCCAUGGACAAUAAUUUUAAACAUACACUAAGCCAAUGUGGAGUGACUUGACGUUACUCUAGUAAUGAUCAAUCAACGAUAAUCAAAAGCACAUUUAAUAAAAUGUCAAAUAGACCUUUUUAAGGGAUGAAAAUGAAUCAAAUUCAGCCUGCGACAUCGGGGUAGUUGAGUCACCGUGUCGAAUCACCAAGAGUUGGAAUUAAUUUUAUCAAAUUAUUGGGUCGGAUGAACGGAUCUUUCGUGGCGAACGUUCUCCUACCGGCAUUAUCAUUUCCGGUCAUGUGUGUGACCAAUAUUAACCAACCCUCUAAUAUUGUUUAUCAAUUUAAGCCAUAAUAACAAAUUAACUUAAUAAUUAAAAUUUAUAAUGAAAACAGUUCUGAAAGAACGCAAAUAUGUCUCUAUUGAUAUAUCUUAAAAUUUAUUAUGAUAGUUAUAAAUAUAAAAUCAUAUAGUAUAUAAAUAAAUGAGACCUGAAUAAUUAUAUUCAAUCUGCUUGUAUAAGGUGUGCACAGUGCCCCAUUUUAUGGUAAUACAAAGACAGUUUACUCUCAUGUCAUAUUUAACUUAACAACCAAAUGCAUAGGCUUUUUUACAAACUUUUAUUUAACUUGCAAUGUUUAUUAAUUUGUUUAGAUCAAAUGUUAAGAGCUGGAUUAGAAUCAAUUCCUUCUAAUCAAUUUUCUUUAAAUUUUGUUACACACAAUAUUGUUCUGUUCUCGUGAUAAUACAAUAUUGUAAUGUUAUCAAAAUGGCCGCCAACACAAGAUGGCGGAUGACGUAUAAUGUCAACGUAUAUUAUGAGUUGAAAUGAGACAUCCGACGUUGCUAUCUCAUUCUAUCCUACGAACUCGUUAGAUAUCGAUUCCAUCGAUAAAUUCGCUUGCCACAUGUCUAGAGGGCCGUUUUUAAUAAACGACAAGUCGACUUGGCAACUCUCUAGUGAUGGUAUUAUAAUUAUCGAUUUACCGAUACUCCAUAUAUGUAUAAAUCACUAACUUCUGUAACUCUGUGGGUGUAUUUCAUGUCACAAGACUGCUGAUAGCAACUUGUCGAUUUGCGUUGCAGUACUCACUUACUAGGCGGACCGUAUGCUUACCAUCACCUUCUUAGAUUUUAUUAUUAAAAAUAAAGACAGGCUUAAUCGAUUACUUGUUUAUGGUUACAUAUACAACUCUGUGGUCUAUUCGUUAUGUAACCAUAGACCAUGAGACCAUAGAGUUUGAUGGCUUGAUUGUCGAAUCGACUUGUCGCACUAAUCGCUUUGUUUUUGAAUAUAAUUCUUUUAUAAAUCAUUAAUUGUGAAUACAUAAUAUUGUUUAACGAGAAAAGAACUUAUUUGCGCCAAUAAAUUAUGGAAUUACACGAUUUAACGUAUUAUUAGACUCUGUCUAGUUCUUUUGUAUUUAAGGGGCCCAUAACUCGAUGUCGAAAAUAAAUGCAAAAUAAAAAUAUAUCGAUCUAUUUAUAAGGUAUUGUAUUAAUACUUUGAUUUAUAGAGAUAUAAAUAACAAAAUUGUCUACUAUGCUGUUAAAAAUAAAAAAGGAACGUUUUAUUUUUGACGUUGGAGUGUUCUUCGAACAAACACUUCAGCCGGAUGCAUUUCUUUAUACGUAAAUUAAAUAUUUAUACAAAUAUCCACAACCAAAUAAUUGUGAUCUUUUAUUAUAAUGUGGUGCGAAUCAAAAGUGAAUAACACUUUUGGUUUUUUUAAAAAAAAAAGACAAUUAUAUCUAUGUGUUAAUAAUUAAUUAGUUAACAUAGUGUUUAUUAUCAAUAAUAGAUUCGCUUCGUGUAUUUUUUGUAAAUAUUACAAAAUAUUCCAAUUUAGAUCAUAGUCAAUUGUAUAAUAUUAUUAGUAUAGUUAUUAAUUUUAAAUGUAUUUAAUUUUUUUUUUUAAAUGGCAACGGAAUGUUAUCGUGGAGGUUAUGAAUUAUAUUUAUUUUUUAAUCUGUGGAGCGCGCCAAAACGCUUGAUCUCCGAACACUCGAACCUGUAAACUAAUUCGUGCGUAUUUCUUUCGUUUAUAUAUCUGUAUGCCAUUUUUAUAUAUAUAAUAUUACUAUGGAGAGAUUAUUAAAAACAGUUUUAUUUUAUUGACACUGUUAGUUUGUUAACGCUGUCAAAUCUGUUUUUAUUAUGCACAAAAUUGUUUACGAUUUGUUUAUACCCAUCAUAGUAUAGUCUAAUUCAGUGUUGCCAACACAUAGGAGUUUUUCCCGGAAUUUAAGAAAGAAAUACGUCUUUAUUUAAUUGGAACUAACAGAUUAAUUGUAAUACCGUAUGUUGUAAACUAAUAGUUAAAUAUUUUUGACGUUAUAUGUGACCUGAUAUUAUAAAAUUUCAAAUUGUUGGCAGCACUGGACAUGUUGAAUUCCCAUUCAAGCAGAAAUCAAUGUUAGUGAGGACAACUUAGUCUAAUUUUCAAAGAACUAAGUUUAUACAUAGACUGUUAUAUAUAUAACAGAAUAUAUGUUUUAUGAGAUUAUAAUUUGAAAUGAAACAUCACAUUAUUUAUAUAAAUAUAUUAAUAAGAAGUUUGCUCACAGUUGGCAAUGUUUACAAAAUUGCUAUGAACACGUUUUGUAAAUAAUUGCAACGAGAUGAUACGAAUAAUUCUCGAUGUUAUACACAAUGUUGUGGUUUCUUAAUAGAACGUUAUAUUGAUUUUACUAUAUUAUUUAAAAUACUUGCUACUUACAUUAUCAGAUAUACAGCUGGUGUCUAAAUUUGUAAAGACACGUAAAUUUUAGAAUGUAAUCACAUCUGCAAUGCCUCUGGUGUUGCGCGUGAUCAUAGUUGGCGGUGGUCACUGUAGCGAACUCUUUGCUACAUUUUUAUAUUCUUAUUGUCAUUCGAAAUUUAUAUAUUUUUUUGACAUAUUGUUUUUACAUUCAAAUACAUUUUGCUAAUGUCUGUCUCCACAUCUUUUCUGUAGUUUUCCAUUCUGAAAUCCUCUCGUUACAUAUUAAAAGUAUUAUCUCCGUUUCAGUCACUUACCAUCGAGUGAGCUGCGUCCUCGUGUGUUCCGUUUUUAAAAAAAAAGUCCUAUAGAUAUAGAACGUAAUGGGAUAAGAAUUUUAUGAAUCCAUAAUUACAAAAUGAGAUAAAUUUUGAGUUUCCCAAACUCGAGACCUCAAUUUGAAUGAAUCGUGUUAGUUAGGCCUCCAUUUUUUGUUUUGUAAUUUUACGAACUACUUUUGCUGAAAUCUUGAAAAUGUACAGUUUUGCUAGUGUAAGAUCCCUUUCAAUGAAAGAUUUUGUUUUACUCUGUAUAUAGGUCGUAUAUAGAUCAAUCCUAUCGAUUUUGGAAUUAAUUUAGAAUUUUGAAAUUGGAAUAUUUGAAACUAUAUUAAUCUAGCAAGAUUACUUCUCGUUUUUACACUGUAUCUGUGACUCGAAAGUAAAAAAUAUGAUGUGAAAAAAUUUAUUUCUCUAUCAAAUAUCCAUAUAUUUAUAGUGUAAUAAAUUAUUAUUAAAUUUUAAACACAUUCCUAUUAAUCUUAUACAUAAAAUUCUAACCAGGUACUGAAACAAUAUAGCGCUCAGAGUAAUAAACAACAAACAGAUACAUCGAACGAAUGAAAUGAACGAAUUAGAACUGGAACGAUAUAAAUAUCGUUCAUUCAUUCCAAUUUUAAUUAUUUCAAAUUCAACAAUAAAUGCUGUGAAAGUAAGUGCGAGUAUUUUAAAUAAUAUCAUUGAAAUCAAAUACGAGAUUUUCGACGAUCAGAUCUGCCGAGGGAUGUUUUAUAUUAUGUUAACGUGCUGUUCGCUUUAAUUAUCCCUCUUAUUUAUAACUCCCCAAUAAACAUUUAUUUGUACA